Molecule: messenger RNA, 2255 nt
Organism: Oldenlandia corymbosa var. corymbosa
Lineage: Eukaryota; Viridiplantae; Streptophyta; Magnoliopsida; Gentianales; Rubiaceae
Source: the annotation of a GenBank genome assembly
AGAAAAUAAAAAAGUGAAAGAUUUUGCUUAUUUUUUUUGGGUUGCAAUAUAAUGUGCCAAUAUAGGUCUAUGUGGUUAAAGUGGACCAUCCACAUGCAAUGAAAUUUCCUUGUAGAUUAAGCCAAUAUAUGUACCAAACACUCCCACAUUUCGUUGUGUGAUCAUAUCACAAUCCUAUAGUUUUGCUUUCCAAUUCCUAAACCAUAACAAACCUUAUUCUUUUUUUCUUUGAGUCCGUUUUGGUGACUUUCAUGCACCUAAAAGAAAACGUAACCAAAAUUUCUCCUCUCUUUGUUUUUUUUUAAGUCUUCUCUUCAUCAGUCAAUCAUCAUUUUAUCUCAUUUCUCCAUUUCUUCUCCACUCUCUUUUUCUCUCUGACUCACUCCACACACAUAUAGCUCAGUUAAAUAAAUUAAAUAGUCCUAAAAAAAAAACACGCACACACACAGUAAAACCGGAGAUAUGUUCAACCGGCCGGCUGUAGCUAUUUUCUUGCUUUUGGGUUUGGUGAUUACUCCAAGUAUGAUCCAAGCCCAACUUCCGGGCACCGGAGAUGUGGGCGAAAACAAGUGCGGAGGUUGUCCAUGCAACAGCCCUUGCUACACUUCUCCACCGCCGCCGCCGCCGCCGUCUCCGCCACCGCCACCCAAGAAGCCGCCGACAUCGUACUGUCCACCUCCGCCUGGCUCCAUCGUACCCUUUCCGCCUACUCCGCCGUCUCAGUACAUAUACAUAACGGGUCCACCGGGCGAUGUGUAUCCGGUGGAUCAUGAUUACGGCAAAGCUGGCCGGAGCUCAUCAGCCACCGUCGGGUUGACCGCCUUGUUCAUCGUCCUUAGCAUACUUCAGCUAGCAGUAUAAAAGGUGAAUUUUAGUUUCUCUGUAGAAAUUUUGGAAAUUCCCACUUGAAGUUGAAGAUAUGGGCAGGGCAGGAAGAAGAUGAUUCGGAUUCCAAAGGCAAGAAAUUUUUAUGUGGAUGACAAACAAAUUCUGAUCCUUUUUCAAUUAACUAGGCUAUUAUUAUUAUUGUUCUAAAGUUUUCUCCCUUUGUUCUUCUUCAUCAAAAAAAUGUUAGAAAAGUUACAAAACCAUUGACUAAUUAAUAAGAAUUAAUAAAUGAUUUUUUCUUCCUGUUAAUGUUGUUAAUUAUAAUAUAUGCAAUUGUUUUGGCAUUUUUUUGGUUCCUUUUUCGUUCUUUUUGUGCCUCGGAGAGUAUGUGUGGGUGUCGAUGAAUAUUGGAGUAGAAGCCAAUCAAAGUGAUCAGUUUCUUUUCUUUCUUUUUUUUUUUUAAUUUUUUCGAUUUCAAAAUAAUUAUUAAAAAUUGUAAAAGGGAAAAAUAGGUGUUGGCUAGCUUUUGAGAUAUGAAUUUAGUGAUCAGAAGAAAAAAUUUGAAGUGUGAUUAAAUGAAAGCUACGGGUUAUCCACCAGCUGGUUGUCUUCUUCUUAAUAGAAAGCUCCUUUCCCCUUUUUGGGUCCACUAUGUAUAUUAGGGAGCUGUCAAACGCACCAUUAUUUGUUAAUUAGCAUGCACUAUAUAAGGGCCUAAUAAUGUCGCACUACUUAUAUAAUUUAUAAUUUCUUCUACUUGUUUCCGUUCUUAAAGUUUCCUAUUCCUAUAAACUUUCAUGUUGCAUUUUAUAGUGUCCGCAAGAGACUGUCUAGUUUUAAUGAAUUCGUUUAGAAUUAUCUCGUACUAUUUCAGGUAGCGUUAGUCAUCUAAAAUGUGGUUGUUGAAAGCAAUGUAAGUAAAAAUAUGCGAUUGUUGAAGUCGAAUAUGAGAGUGUAUUAUGUGUUAGUCAAGAAAGGGAAUAUGAAUGGAAUUGAAAAGUUAGAUUGGAAACGCUCUCAAAGUAGUGCACGUUUUCUUGCAUCACACCAUACCAAUAUAAUCGAGCAGCCUUAAUUCACACACAACUGUGACAGCUAGCCGUUUAUGAUCAUCAAUAAUUGAAACUACGAAUAAAAUUUUGACUAUAAAAGAAUAUGCUAGGUCUACCAAAUUCUGGUUCCAUCCUUCCUUGGGUAACGGCAAUAUAUUUUGUAGAGCACUAUGAUAGGUUAUGAAUAUUAAUCAACGUUAUUCUCAAGUUCCUCCUUUUGGAAUUUGGAUUCUUAAUUGAAUUGAACCCGAUCGUAUUCAGUAUCACGGUUGUGCUUUAUGCAUUCAUUUCAGAGAUUAAGAAUUUGAAUUCUCACAAAAUACAUUUAGUGUCGUUAUUGAAAGGGGAAAAAAAAGGAAGAAAGCAACAAAAGAG